Molecule: messenger RNA, 1309 nt
Organism: Hipposideros armiger (great roundleaf bat)
Lineage: Eukaryota; Metazoa; Chordata; Mammalia; Chiroptera; Hipposideridae
Gene: CLEC4G
Product: C-type lectin domain family 4 member G
Exons: 9
Coding region: 17-889 (290 amino acids)
Source: RefSeq, a predicted model, not a curated record
UGGGAGCCUGCUCACCAUGGACACUGCCGGGUACAGCAAGUGGGAUGGCAGGCUGGAGGAGGUCCUCAGAGGGUACCGGGGACACUGGGGACGGCGACUCCUCUUCCUAGCCCUGGCUCUCGUGGUCACCACAGUCCUGUGGGCCUUCAUUCUGAGCAUCCUACUUUCCAAAGCCUCCACGCAGCGCGGGGCGCUGCUGGACAGUCAGAACCUGCUGAAAACAAACGCCUCGAAGCAGACGGCGGCGCUGGGAGCCUUGAUGAAGGAGGUCGGAGUCUGCAAUAGCUGCUGCCUGAAGACGCAGGCGCAACUGCAGACCGCGCGCACCGAGCUUGGGGAGGCGCAGGGGAAGCUGCUGGAGCACCAGAGCGCCCUGAAAGACCUGAGCGAGCACGUGACCCAGAGGUUGGCUGAAGCGGGCAGGGACCGCGAGAGCAUCCGCAGCGAGCUGUUCCGAGCGUUGGAGGCCGCACGAUUUGGGAACAGCUCCUGCGAGCAGUGCCCCACGUCGUGGCUGCCCUUCCAGGGCUCCUGCUACCAUUUCUCUGUGCCGCGGGCCAGGUGGGAAGAAGCGCAGCUCAACUGCUCCGCCGCGGGAGCGCACCUGGUGAUCGUCGGGGGACUGGAGGAGCAGACCUUCCUGGCUCGGAACGCGGGAACCCGCGGCUACUGGCUGGGCCUGAGGGCUGUGCGCCGCGCGAGGAAGAUCCAGGGCUACCAGUGGGUGGAUGGAGCCCCGCUCAGCUUCAGCCACUGGAACCUGGGAGAGCCCAAUGACUCUCGGGGGCUCGAGGACUGUAUCAUGAUGCUGCACACCGGGUUAUGGAACGAUGCACCGUGCAACAGCAUCAGAGACAACUGGAUCUGCGAGAAGAGGUUCAGCUGCUGAGCCCUGCCCAGUGUCCCCAAACCACACCUACCGCCACAAGUGUGAUUGCCUGAGCUGCUCACCCUCCGGGCUCCGCACACCACCAUCGAUUUCCUCCCUCACCCACCCACCACUACUGAGAAUCAAAGGCCUAAUCAGCCCGGUCCCAUUGCCUUCACUCUGGGACCUCCUCUCCAACUUCACCAUAAACCCUCCCACGUGGACCUAACUUAGCACCCACCCCUUCCAAAAUCCUGGCUUCUGGGCCCUGUGAUAUGACCCCACUUCCCUCCCUAGCCAAGAUCAGGUAAUUCUGAGAUGGAGCUGUUUGGUCUUCUUGCAAUUUUUCCCCCCAGACUAGAAGGACUCAAAGAAAGGGGUUUUGUGAACUGUCCUCAAAGCCCUAGGGAGCAACAAUAAAUGUUUGAGAAAUGAAUCUUG